Leptosomus discolor (cuckoo roller) is the source of this 3660-nucleotide messenger RNA. NCBI's taxonomy places the organism in Eukaryota, Metazoa, Chordata, Aves, Leptosomiformes, Leptosomidae. The record is from RefSeq and is a predicted model, not a curated record.
GCUCGAAUAGUAAGUGGAAGUUCCUUGGAUACUUCCAAGAUCUAUGCAAUCCAGGCAUUUAGUGGAUUCUCAAGUCUACAGGUUUUUUUAAAUGCUGGCCGUGGGCUGUAUGGAAUUGAUAGCAUGCCAGACCUGCGUAGAAAGAAAUCUUUUCCAAUUGUUCGAGAUGUGGCUAUGACACUUGCAGCUCGAAAAUCUGGUAUUUCCAUGGCCAUGCUCAUCCGGACCUCCAUAAACAACGAUGAAAUGAAAAUACAUGUUUUCAAGAAGACAUUGCAGGCUUUGAUCUAUCCAAUAUCAUCAACUACACCUCAUAACUUUGAAGUUUGGACAGCUACAACUCCCACGUACUGUUAUGAAUGUGAAGGUCUGCUUUGGGGCAUAGCCAGACAGGGCAUGAGAUGCACUGAAUGUGGUGUCAAAUGCCAUGAGAAGUGCCAAGACCUCCUAAAUGCUGACUGUUUGCAGAGAGCUGCUGAGAAAAGUUCCAAACAUGGUGCAGAAGAUAAAACACAGAAUAUUAUUAGUGCUAUGAAGGAAAGAAUGAAGAUUAGAGAGAAAAAUAGACCAGAGGUGUUUGAAGUGAUCCAGGAAAUGUUUAAUAUUUCUAAAGAAGAUUUUGUACAGUACACAAAAGCAGCAAAACAAAGUGUUUUGGAUGGAACAUCCAAAUGGUCAGCAAAAAUAACCAUCACGGUUCUUUGUGCUCAGGGCUUACAGGCUAAGGACAAAACCGGCUCAAGUGACCCAUAUGUUACUGUGCAAGUUGGCAAAACCAAGCGGAGAACAAAGACUAUUUUUGGAAACUUGAACCCAGUAUGGGAUGAAAAAUUCUAUUUUGAAUGCCAUAACUCUACAGAUAGAAUAAAAGUGAGAGUAUGGGAUGAAGAUGAUGACAUCAAAUCUAGAGUAAAACAACAUUUCAAAAAGGAAUCAGAUGACUUCCUCGGGCAAACGAUCAUCGAAGUAAGAACAUUGAGUGGAGAAAUGGAUGUAUGGUAUAAUUUAGAAAAGCGAACAGAUAAAUCAGCUGUCUCUGGUGCCAUUAGAUUGAAAAUCAAUGUUGAAAUAAAAGGAGAGGAGCAAGUUGCUCCCUACCAUGUGCAGUAUACAUGUCUACAUGAGAAUCUAUUCCAUUACUUGACGGAAGUUAAAUCUAAUGGUGUUGUAAAAAUCCCUGAAGUGAGAGGUGAUGAAGCCUGGAAGGUGUACUUUGAUGAUGCUGCACAAGAAAUUGUAGAUGAAUUUGCAGUGCGCUAUGGAAUCGAAUAUAUUUAUCAAGCUAUGACGCACUUUUCCUGUCUGUCUUCUAAAUAUAUGUGCCCUGGUGUUCCAGCAGUUAUGAGUACAUUGUUGGCCAAUAUAAAUGCUUUCUAUGCUCAUACUACAGCAGCAACUAAUGUGUCUGCCUCAGAUAGGUUCGCUGCUACUAACUUUGGGAGGGAAAAGUUCAUAAAACUGCUGGAUCAAUUGCACAACUCUCUGAGGAUUGAUUUAUCUAAAUACAGGGAUAAUUUUCCUGCCAGCAAUUCUGAAAGACUCCAAGAUCUGAAAUCAACUGUGGACCUGCUUACCAGCAUUACUUUUUUUCGAAUGAAGGUCCUUGAAUUGCAGAGUCCACCUCGCGCCAGUACUGUGGUGAAAGACUGCGUAACAGCCUGCUUGGACUCGACUUACAAAUACAUUUUUGACAACUGUUAUGAUCUCUACUCCCAGUUAGUGGAUCAGGGUAAGAAACAAGAAGUUCCUAAAGAAGAACAGGGGCCAACAACAAAGAAUUUGGAUUUCUGGGCACAGCUUAUUACUCUGAUGAUCACCAUCAUAGAUGAAGAUAAAACAGCAUAUACACCUGUCUUGAACCAGUUCCCUCAGGAGCUGAACAUGGGGAAAAUCAGUGCUGAAAUCAUGUGGACCCUGUUUGCCCAGGACAUGAAAUAUGCUCUGGAAGAACAUGAAAAGCAGCGACUAUGCAAAAGCACAGAUUAUAUGAAUUUGCACUUCAAAGUGAAAUGGUUUUAUAAUGAAUACCUGCGAGAGCUCUCUGCUUUCAAGGAUGCAGUGCCGGAAUACUCCCUGUGGUUUGAACCAUUUGUCAUUCAGUGGCUGGAUGAAAAUGAGGAUGUCUCAAUGGAAUUCCUUCAUGGAGCACUCGAAAGAGACAAAAAAGAUGGGUUUCAGCAAACAUCAGAUCAUGCCCUCUUCUCUUGUUCUGUCGUUGAUGUCUUCACACAGCUCAAUCAAAGCUUUGAGAUUAUUAGGAAACUGGAGUGUCCUAAUCCAGAAGCACUAUCUCAUUUAAUGAGAAGAUUUGCAAAGACUAUCAACAAAGUGCUUCUUCAGUAUGCUGUAAUUAUUUCAGAUUACUUCAGUUCAUAUUGUGACAAAGACAACGUGCCCUGUAUCCUGAUGAACAACAUUCAACAGUUGAGAGUCCAGCUUGAGAAGAUGUUUGAGUCCAUGGGAGGAAAGGAGUUGGAUCCCGAAGCCAGCAUUGUUCUAAAAGAACUUCAGGUGAAACUCAGCAAUGUAUUGGAUGAACUCAGCGUAACAUAUGCUACCAGUUUCCAAUUUAUUAUUGAAGACUGUGUAAGACAGAUGAGCAAUGAACUGAAUCAAAUGAGAGGAAAUGGGAACGCAGCAGCUAAUAAGAAUAGCGCGGCCAUUGAUGCCGAGAUUGUGCUUCGGCCUCUCAUGGAUUUCCUGGACAAAACUUUAAGUGUGUCUGCGAAAAUCUGUGAGAAGACAGUUCUGAAACGGCUUUUAAAAGAGUUAUGGAAGUUAGUCCUGAACAAAAUAGAAAAACAAAUUGUGCUUCCUCCACUGACGGACCAAACCGGGCCCCAGAUGAUAUUCAGUGCAGCCAAAGAUCUUGGACAACUGUCAAAACUCAAGGAUCAUGUGAUUCGAGAGGAAGCGCGAAGCCUGACCCUGAGGCAGUGUGCCAUCAUGGAGGUAGCACUGGCUACUAUAAAGCAAUACUUCCACGCUGGAGGAAGUGGGCUGAAAAAGAACUUCCUGGAAAAGAGCCCGGAUCUACGGUCCCUGAGAUACGCGCUCAGCCUUUACACGCAGACUACUGACGCCUUGAUAAAGAAGUUUAUAGACACGCAGACCUCUCAAAGUCAAACCACUAACAAUUCCGUGGGUGAGAUUUCUGUACAGGUGGAUGUCUCAACACAUUCCGGAACCGGUGAGCAUAAGGUCACUGUAAAAGUGGUAGCAAUUAACAAUCUAAACUGGCAAACCACAGCGAUGUUCCGGCCGUUUGUGGAAGUUUGCAUAUUAGGUCCUAACCUAAGCGACAGGAAAAGAAAACACGGAACCAAGACAAAAAGCAACACCUGGUCACCAAAAUACAAUGAAACUUUCCAAUUCAUUUUGAGUAAUGAAGAUAAGCCAAGAGCCUACGAACUCCAUCUCUCGGUGAAAGAUUACUGCUUUGCUCGGGAAGACCGCGUCAUAGGAAUGACAGUCAUUCAGCUGCAGAACAUAGCCGAGAAAGGCAGCUGUGCGUCUUGGUACCCCUUGUUGAGAAACAUCGCUGUCGAUGAAACCGGGUUAACAAUUCUUCGGAUACUUUCUCAGAGGACCAAUGAUGAAGUUGCUAAAGAAUUUGUAAGGCUUAAGUCCGAGACAAGAUCUACUGAAGAAACAGCCUAA